Condylostylus longicornis is the source of this 1228-nucleotide messenger RNA. RefSeq names its product cleavage and polyadenylation specificity factor subunit 5 (gene Cpsf5). The record is from RefSeq and is a predicted model, not a curated record. NCBI's taxonomy places the organism in Eukaryota, Metazoa, Arthropoda, Insecta, Diptera, Dolichopodidae. Gene Ontology annotation, cellular component: mRNA cleavage factor complex. Bases 121 to 804 code for a protein of 227 amino acids. Gene Ontology annotation, molecular function: mRNA binding. The transcript has 5 exons.
GAAGAAUUGAAACAAACUUUGCUAUUCCGACAUAAAAUACAAUUACCAUAUAAUUUUCAUUAAAUUAAAAGUAUUGAUUUUAAAAUUAAAUAAAAAUUAAAUAAAUAUAUAUUUUUAAAGAUGAGUACGCAACUCGUAAACAAAGCCGGUACAGGUUGGCCCAGAGGUGUUGUUAAUGAAACCUCUGUUAAGCCAGCAAUUAAUCCUUCGAUGACGAUCAAUAGGACUAUUAAUUUAUAUCCACUUACAAAUUACACAUUCGGAACUAAAGAACCCUUAUUUGAAAAAGAUCCUUCAGUACCAGCACGUUUUCAAAGAAUGCGUGAAGAAUUCGACAGAAUAGGUAUGAGACGUUCAGUAGAAGGUGUUUUACUUGUUCACGAGCAUGGUCUUCCUCAUGUUUUACUUUUGCAACUUGGUACAACAUUUUUUAAGCUCCCUGGCGGAGAAUUAAAUGCUGGUGAAGAUGAGGUGGAAGGAUUGAAGAGACUUUUAUCAGAGACAUUAGGCAGGCAAGAUGGUAUUAAACAAGAUUGGAUUGUAGAAGAUACGAUUGGCAAUUGGUGGCGACCAAAUUUUGAACCUCCACAAUAUCCAUAUAUUCCACCACAUAUUACAAAACCAAAGGAACAUAAAAGGCUAUUCUUAGUUCAACUACAUGAAAAGGCAUUAUUUGCUGUACCGAAAAAUUACAAGCUAGUUGCUGCUCCUCUAUUUGAACUUUAUGACAAUUCUCAAGGCUAUGGUCCAAUUAUUUCAUCACUUCCUCAAGCACUGUGCCGAUUUAAUUUUAUAUAUAUGUGAGAGGAGGCUACUGAGCAGACGUCAGCAUAUGGAAAUCAACAGCAACAACAAGAGCAGCAACUACAUCAACAAAGACGUCCAAAAGAAAAUAAUCAAGAUUUUUAUCGAUGGCAUCGUUAAAUUUUGUGUGUAUGUAAUAAUUGAAUUGAACAAGACACUUUAAAUUAUUAUAACAUAUUUAAAAAAAAAAAACCUCAUAUUUUAAUUAAUUAUAAUUGAAGACCUUUCAUAUACUUAUUAUAAUAUAAAAGUAAAAUCUUCUUAUUAGACAUGUAAUUAUUGUAUUCUUUUUUUUUUUUUUUUUUUUUUGAGUAAAUGAUGAAUUUCUAAUCAUAGAUUUUUUUUAAGUUCUUAGCUAAAAAUAAAAUUAAAAUAAGUUAAUCGGAUUUAUAUUAAUGUUUAAAUAAAAAAAAUAUUAAGACAA